AUGACACGAUUCAUGCCAACGAGUGCUAUCCUACUUUUGGCAUUGUUGGCGGUGGCGAUUGUGGAUCGCAAUGGGACCGAAUUGCCGCCUCUCAACACGACAUACUACUUUGAUCAGUUGAUCGACCACACUAAUCCCAGCAUUGGGACGUUCAAACAGCGAUAUUGGCACACAUGGGAGUUCUAUGAAGCUGGCGGGCCAAUCAUUCUGACCACGCCUGGAGAAGGGAACGCAGAGGGCUCUGAAGACUCCCUCGUAAACUCCACGAUAAACGGGAUGAUCGCCCAGGAACUGAAUGGAUCGACGAUCGUUCUGGAGCACCGUUAUUAUGGCUAUUCAAACCCAUAUGAUAACCUUUCCGUCGAGAGCCUGCAGUAUCACACGAUCCAGCAAGCGAUUGACGAUUUCGAGUACAUCGCAUACAACGUGAAGCUGCCGAUGCCUAGUGGCGACCAUGUUACACCGGACGAGGCGCCAUGGAUUCUCAUUGGGGGCAGCUAUGCCGGCGCGUUAACCAGCUUCACUAAAGUCAACAAACCUGACGUGUUCUACGCUGCAUGGUCCUCGUCAGGUGUCGUGGAGAGUAUCGCUGACUAUUGGGGCUACUUCAAUAUCAUUCGAAAGCAUAUGCCACAGAAUUGCUCCGCUGAUGUACAGGCGGUAAUCGGGCACGUCGAUUCCGUGUUCACAUCUGGGAAUAAUACUGCCAUCAACGAGAUCAAGGAACUUUUCAGCAUGCAUCUUACACACCUCGAUGACUUCGCGAGUGCCUUGCAACACCCACUCUUCCCAUGGCAAGGCCUCCAACCCUCGUCUAACCUGUCGGACCCUCUAUUCUUCCAUUUUUGUGACGCGUUGGAAGUCAAGGAUAAUCAGACCGCACCGUCCGAGGGAUGGGGUCUUCAGAACGCAUUGAAUUCAUGGGCCGGAUUCUGGAAAGAGGUGUGCUAUCAACGCUAUUGCGAUGAUCAAGACGCUGAAACGUGUUUUGGGAUAUACAAUGCAAGCGCAACUUAUUACACGGACCUUACUGUCAACAACGCCGAUCGUCGUGCACUGACAUGCCUCGACAGUUGCAACCAAAUGGGCUUCUAUCAAGACGGAGCGCCUGAUGGCGAGCCGACUCUUGUUUCUUGUCUGAUCCAGCCAACUCAUUGGGAGGUGAACGAGACGAAUGCGGCGUAUCAUGGAUGGUUCAUCAAGGCUGAUCGCCUGUUCUUCUCGAACGGAGAGAAGGACCCAUGGCGCGUUGCGACUGUCUCCGCUGACGGGACAGCCUGUCAAAGCACUGCCAUGCAGCCUAUCGUCAUGGGUGAUGGCUACCAUUGCUCAGAUAUGGAUGCCGCGAAUGGGGAAGUCGAUUCGACAAUCGCUGCUGUUCAGAUCUCAGACUCAGGGCAUAGCUGCGAUGAAGAGCUGGCUGGAGACAUGGGAGCCCCCCAACCCGUCGAUAAGUACUACGAGACGUACUGGUGA
Fomitopsis serialis is the source of this 1476-nucleotide messenger RNA. Its product is annotated as serine carboxypeptidase S28-domain-containing protein. Bases 1 to 1476 code for a protein of 491 amino acids. The record is from RefSeq and is a predicted model, not a curated record. Gene Ontology annotation, biological process: proteolysis. NCBI's taxonomy places the organism in Eukaryota, Fungi, Basidiomycota, Agaricomycetes, Polyporales, Fomitopsidaceae. Gene Ontology annotation, molecular function: serine-type exopeptidase activity; dipeptidyl-peptidase activity. The transcript is spliced from 12 exons.